AUGGCCGGGGGAAAGUCGAAGUCUCGUCGUUCCAGGCGUGGCGGUCGCCAACGGCACAUUAAAGUAAACGAAAACCCAAUAGAAUUUAGCAGUAAUGGUGGACAUGCAAAUCAUGUACUGGAACAGCUCAAUUUACAGCGACUGCAUGGAGGUUUGUGUGACGUUGCUCUAGUUGUUGGUGGCCGUAAGUUCGAUGCUCAUAGGAACGUAUUAGCUGCCUGUAGCCAGUAUUUCAAGUCAAUGUUCGAAAAUGGUCGCUUCCGCGAAAGCAAACAGAAGGAAGUCAAGAUUCAGUCACUGGACGCCGAAGCUAUUGAAAUAUUACUAGAGUAUAUGUAUACUGAUUCUAUCACAAUCACCUUUUCCAACGUAGAGGGCAUCAUUGCGGCGUCUGAUUUGUUCCUAAUCCAGGCGGUCAGGGACUACUGUGCCAACUAUUGGACUCAAACUUUGUGUGUGGAUAAUGUACUGAGUGCUUACAAAAAUGCUGACAUUUACAAUUUGUCACAGCUGCGAGACGAAGCAGAGGCUUUUCUCAGUAAACACUUUACUGAGAUUGUCGAAAGCAACGAAUUUGUCAACUACCCCUAUGAAGUGGUUGUCGUAAUGAUAAAAAGUGACUUGAUUGACGUCGACGAAAAAGAUGUAUUUCUCGCCGUCAAGAAAUGGGUAAUGCAUGCAAAGGAGCGAGUAUCGUUGUUGGAUGACUUGAUGUCUCGUAUUCGAUUGCCAUUAAUGCCGGCUGCGGAUCUUAUUGAGUGUGUAAACGUAGAGCCAUUAGUGUUGAAGUCUGAGUGGUGUCAAGCAUUGGUGCAAGAAGCCAUGAAUUAUCAGUUGCUGCCAAACAAGCAAGGAGAACUGCAGACACCUCGUAGUCGACCAAGAUAUGUAAAUCUGGAUGAAAUGAUCUUUGCUGUUGGUGUAACAGGAACUGAAGGACACAUACCCGAUAUGUUAUUGACGAAGUGUUACAUUCCACGACAUAACGCAUGGUAUUCUUUGGCUACUUUGCAUGCUGUAUCAUUACGUGGUCUGACUUUUUGCAAUGGCCUUCUGUAUGCAUUAUGUUUCAACACGGAAAAUGAACAGUUAGACCUGUACAUGUAUGAUAUUGUGAGCAAUGCUUGGUCGGAUGGCCCGAGUAUCAAUAAAUCUAAUCAUGUCAUUCGACGCAGUAUACAACUGUCCAAUACUUGGGUGCAGCUAAUUGAAUGCAGGCAAAAGGUAUAUGUGAUGAUCAGUGUAGUUUGCAACCAUAAUCAAGGAGUGGUAUCAUCAGUUUUGUGUUACGAUCCUAGCCCUAAAACCUGGAAGUCUCUUCCUUGUUUUCACACUGAGAGGUUGUAUUAUUCCGCUGCGGCAACUGAUAUUGGUAUAUACUUGAUAGGCGGGAAAAUUCCUCUCGGGGAAGGAAUGUCUGAUGUAGAGUUUUUUGAUCCUGACACAGAAACAUGGUCAGUUAAGUCAGAAAUGCAUUUACCCAGGCAUAGCAUGAAUAUUUGUUUUUGGUCUCCAGAGCGAGGUAUUCUCGUUUCUGAUUAUGAAUGUAGAGAUCCAGAUGUAUAUUAUACCCAACAAGAUAGAUGGACUUCCUUCAGCGAUGAAGCUGAACUGUGUGAUUCAUUGCCUGUUUUUUUUACAGACUGCCCCGGUGGCAAUGAGAUGUUAUCCACGUAUUCACCAGCUAUGGAUACUAUUUAUGCCACAUGCGAAGCCAGCUUUGAUGAUACACUUGCUACUUGGUACAAGUUUAGCUUUUACGAAAAACGUUGGGAAGCAUGUGCAUCUUUGCCGCAGUUAUUAAUGCCAUAUUUGUGUGCUGUUCGUUGA
This is a messenger RNA of Saccoglossus kowalevskii, 1830 nucleotides long. RefSeq names its product kelch-like protein 24. Gene Ontology annotation, molecular function: protein binding. The record is from RefSeq and is a predicted model, not a curated record. Lineage: Eukaryota; Metazoa; Hemichordata; Enteropneusta; Harrimaniidae.